This is a messenger RNA of Colletotrichum costaricense, 954 nucleotides long. RefSeq lists its product as uncharacterized. The transcript is spliced from 4 exons. The record is from RefSeq and is a predicted model, not a curated record. The coding region runs from base 1 to 954 and encodes 317 amino acids. Lineage: Eukaryota; Fungi; Ascomycota; Sordariomycetes; Glomerellales; Glomerellaceae.
AUGGCGCGGUUUCCAGUAGCCCGGCUGCUCCUGGCAUUGCUAGCAACGGCUUUCACCAAGGCGCAACUUUCCGAUCAGUCGCAGUACAGCAUCCCUUGCGUGAUGCAAUACGUCGGCUGUGUCCUCAUCCCAAACUUCAACACGGUCUUCAGCCGUCUACUGGGCGACGCUGCUCUGACUCCUGGCAAGUGCCAGCGAUUCUGCAGCGAUCUUGGUUCGACGUACGGAAGCCUAUACGACGGUUACUACUGCAGAUGUUCAAUUGUGCCCGAGACGGUAUCGCCUGUCAUCAUUUCAGUAGCCGAAUCUCUAUGCAACAGAUACCACUGCCACGACAUUGUCUUCAUCCUCGACGUCAACCUCCUCCGUCUCCUCGUCAUCUUCGUCCUCCUCGACGGACUCAACAACGUCGACCUCAACAACCUCAACGACCUCGACAACUUCAACGACCUCGACAACCUCAACAACCUCAACGACAAGAAGCAUCCCAACGUUCCCAGUCAACACCCUAGUUCCCGCCCCCCUCGCACCAGCACGGUACAUAGCUUGUUCCCCUCGGCGCCUUGUGGCGGUGCGAUUCCGUUUGAGCUGGGCGCGCCGGUGUACACCGUGUACCAGCUGGACGAGAGCCUCCUCAACUCUACGAGUUCGAGUUCAUCUUCGACCCAUACUUUCGAGUACAUCAAGCCUACCAGCCAGCCCAGUAAUCUCAAGCACUUCUCCAUCAUCGUCGGCGUCAUCUUCAACAUCGUCCCAGGGAUCAUCAAGCAGCGUCAGUUCGCUCUACUACUCAAAUACAACCUCUCUAGCGACAACUUCAAGCCAGUCAGCGACCUUGAGCACUUCAGCCUCGACUACACCAGCGUCAAGCGUUCCCAGCAGCGGACCCCCCCUUACAACUCUACCGCUUUCUUCAACGUCUCCUACUUCAGUCUCUGCUUCAAUCCCUUCUGA